AAUGAAUAAUAACCAACAAGAAUCUUCAACAAAACCAAUAAAAAUAACUUCAACAAAAUUAUUAAAACAAAUAGAAGAACAACGAGAAAAUAUUAAACUUGCUGAGAAAAGGAAAAGGACUGUUUAUGAAGCAAUAUGUGCACUUAUUAAACCAGUUAAUGAAAAAGAAAUGUUUAAUUAUUUGCAAGUGUUGGAUUUACAUUCGUGGGCAGAAGUAAUUGAAGAACGUUUUUUGGGGAAAAUAUGUGGUUACCCUAUUUGCGAGAAUACUUUAACUAUUGAUUUUAGACGAAAAUUUGUUUGGAUGGAACGGGAAGGGAGAAGAGAGUUUUUACCACUCGAAGCCGAACCAAACAAAUUUUGUUCUGAUCGUUGUAUGUGUCUUUCAAGGGCUAUAGCUAUUCAAUUAGAUACUGAAGAACAACAAAUCAAUUCUCUUCGUUUAAUGUCAACAAAAUUAAAAGAAUUUAAAUUACCCGAAGGGGAUGAAUGGAAAAAUUUUUUGAAAAUAAAUAAAUGUUUGGAGAAGGAGGAAAUUUUAAAAAAUAAUGUUUAUGUUGAAGCACAAUUAGUUAAAGGAAUUAAUGAAUUGAAGGUUACAGAUAAUAUAGAAGAAUCUUCUAGUGAUGAGGAGGAGGAAGAAAAAGAGGUUUUUUCUAAUUUUUUUAAAAUGUAGGGGUGGGGAAUGGAUAUCUCUUCUAAUCACUUUUUUAGGAAAUUUAAAAAAUCAUUGUUUUAAGAAAAAAUUUGUUUUAUGGAAAACUUCCUUUUUUUGUUUUAUUCAACUGAAAAUUAAAAUAACCUCCAAUUUUUAUUU
Messenger RNA from Meloidogyne enterolobii, 817 nucleotides. The record is from the annotation of a GenBank genome assembly. NCBI's taxonomy places the organism in Eukaryota, Metazoa, Nematoda, Chromadorea, Rhabditida, Meloidogynidae.